Molecule: messenger RNA, 3143 nt
Organism: Tribolium castaneum (red flour beetle)
Lineage: Eukaryota; Metazoa; Arthropoda; Insecta; Coleoptera; Tenebrionidae
Exons: 8
Coding region: 492-2147 (551 amino acids)
Source: RefSeq, a predicted model, not a curated record
CUCCAGCAUUGAAGAAAGAAAUGGUUUGAGCAUGACGUCACUAUACGAUAACGAAGAUAACAGCACUGGAACACAAGAAUGUGAAUAUUUUGAAGACUGCCAGUAGAUACCAAAGUUUCAGGCUGUCACUGCGUUUAUUGAUGCAACAAAUGUUCUAAGCAAAAAAGUCUACAAUUAUUUAAACAAUUCCAAAAAAAAAUAAGUCCUAGCCGUCGCGCUAUCUGUCGACAAAAUGUCGCAUUGUUGAUAGCACUCUUACAGUUUCCAUGCAGUUUCCCCAACCAAUGUUUUGAAGUUUGAGCUGUUUGUUUUGACGUUUACAUAACCUGUAUUCCGUGUAAUCCUGUUUUUCUUUAAUAAAACAUUCAGAAAAAUGUUAUAGUACAGCUAAAUACCUAUUUGACAACAAAUUAAUUUACGUUAUUGUGUAAAUCAUAUUAAUUUCCUUAUAAAAAUCCGAUAAAGCUUGAUUAACCAACUAACUUUAUACCAUGGAACGGGAUAUCCAAGGGGCUUCAGGGCCUGCAGAACCAUCUGAAAGCGAUUCAAAAGAGAAGAAACCUCCAGAGGAACCACCCAACCAACCGCUUAGCCCUAACGCUCUUAAGGUCGCAGCGACUGAAUGCCUGAACAGCUGGGUUAAUUAUUUACAAAUUCUGAACAGUAUGUGUUCUGCUGGACUGCGUUUAUCUCAAUCUUUGUUAACUCUUGCUCAAAUGCAAAAUGUCCACUUAGCAACUCUGUGCCAAACCAGUUGGGAAGAACUGACAAAAGCGACAAUUUUCGCCAGCAACUCGGUCAAGACUCACAUCGCAGCGGCGAUGCAAGACAUGAGUAUCGGAGACACUUUUACCGAAGCGGACGCCCAAAGACAACAAGACCACAACCAACAAAUCAUCACCGAAAACCUCCUAACUUUCAUCAACCUCCACUACCAAUUUUCCAUCGCCGGGUGCGAGUGUUUCGGCUCCAUGGCAAUGUGCCCCUCAUGCCAAGCCACUCCAGGAGGCAUCCACGACCCUGACUGCAGCAUGGCAGCCCUGCAACAGUGCUUCGCCCGCCUCUCAAUGCACGAAUCCCGCUCCCAAACCUCCAGCCCCCAUUUCUCGACACUGGACAGCCCCAAAGCUGGGGAAUUUCAGAAAGCGGAGUUGUCCCGACAGCAAAGCCCUCUCAGUACUGAACCAAGGGGGCCCUCGCCGUACCAGGAAGUGCACAGGGGGCCCAGCCCCAUUCAUGCAUUUCCUGAGGCGAUGCGGGGACCUGGCCCUCUUGAGACAAUCAGGGGGCCGUUUCCCAACCCGGGGCAACUUUUUACGAUGAAGUCGCCGUUUCCGGGAAGGGGGUCCAGGUCCCCGUUGCAUUUUCCACUGUUUCCGCUCAGUGGGCAAAGGAGGUGGUCGGAGGCGGCGGCUGCGGAGGUCGUGGGGGAUAGUGGGGACGGCACUAUGAGGCGGUGGUCCAUGCCUUGGGACUGUGGGCGGGUGGAGGCGGGGCCCUGGCAACAGAGGUAUUUGCCCACCAAGUUGGUGGUGCCGACGAGCGCUUCCCAGGAGAGGAGCAGGAGUACCACUCCAGAGGCAAUCCCGCAGCCUGGGACCAUAACAAGUGGCGAAGGCCUAGCCGAGGCAAUCCAGCUGCUUUCCUGUCGCCCGACUCGCUCCUCCAUUCCCCAGACCUCCCUCCCUGGCCACUCCCUCCCAGGGGGCCCCUUCAUCCCCCCUUGGGCCGAGACCCACGAAGAACGGAUGCACCGCAGAAUGUACCCAGGGCCGGCCUCCCAGAGGGGCAACUGGCAGUCCAUCGACGUCCCCCACGCCAGUGGGAUGUCCGUGACCGAACACUACGAUAUUUUUCCACCAGGGCUUCCAUUAACUUCUAGGAAAAGUAGCUCAUCGACGGAUUCGUCGUCGUGUCUUUCGAUUCACAGCAGGUCCACAACGAGCUCGUCUGAGAGGGGCUCCGACAGUGCUGCCAGUGGUGGUGACGCAAUAAGGCUUCAUACGAAUUUGUACUCGAUGUGGAGCGGCAGCGAACAUCUCCCCUUUAUCAGACUUCCAGAAUCUCAGGAACCACAAGACGACAGCGACACCGACGAUCCUCCCACGGAAAAAAGCGGGAAGUCGCCGUUUCCGAGACCAACAUAAGGUGUUUUGUGUUAAAUUUAAGAUCAUUCGCAAGGUUAGUGAUUGUUCCAGGCGUCUGGCACCGUGUGGUGGUCAGUGACUUGAAAUGAGUCGUGUAGGUGCAAAAGUCGCUAUUUGCUUGAAAUGAUUAUGAUUUUGAGGAAUCCAUUAAUCGAGUACCAAAAAUAAUCAAUUAUUUCGAUUCUAAUUAAUCGAUUAAACGGCUAAUUGAUUAAUAACCGUUUCAUCGACAGUUAAAAAAAUACAAUUGUUUACCUACUUUUAGACACCUAAUUCAAACUGGCAACAAAAACAAAAUAUGCAUAAGAUACCAUAAGAUACUAUGUACGAAUAUAUGCGUUUGUACAAAAAAGUAAUAACGAUUAAUCGUUUAAUCAACUAUUGAUUAAUCGGUUCAUUAAGUGAUAAUCGAUUUUUCAAAACUGUAAUCGAUUAAUAAAUUAAUCGAUUACUAUUUAUGAUAGAACCGAAAAAAACGGCUUUAGAUCCAGUGUUUGCCUACACUGUUGAUAAAUGCCAGCCACGUUCUAAAGACCGGUUUAUAGAAGCGUCAUUAAUUUAAUUCACAAUUAAAUGCGUAAUUAACUGUUCACGUGACCAAAUUGAACAAAUGUGAUUGGUCCAUUCGCGUUGUUACCUUUAACAACGAAUUAAAUUUUAACAAAGCUUUCUAUAAACCGGCCCUUAAACUGUUAACAUUUGGUUGAAAAAUUAGUCGUGUCUGUUAGACGGUAAUUUCGGAUUAUAAAAAUGAAAAUCGCAAAAAGCAAACAGCUGGUUUUGGAACUUCACGACUUAAAUUAAGUUGGCAAGAGCGAUAAAAAAAAGAAAGCCAGAAAUCAAUCGCAAUACUUUGGUGUACACACACAUCGGCGUGUAUUUAUUUCGAUUUUGGGUGUUAAUCGUCGAAAUGAAUUUAGAUAAGUUUGUCAUCACUCAUCCCAUGGCCUCCUUGAUGUAUGGAGACAACUUCGUUGUUCAGGCCUGGCGCAUCGA